GAUGCACCCAACUGCACCCAAAUAGCGACUACCAGUUAUCAGCGUCCAAUGUGGUCUAUUGCUUGUCAUAAUCGCGUCGAGGAAAUUCGUAUCGAAAGAUGUAGACUGUGAUAUUGUGUUGUUAAGAAAUCGAAGUAUUAAAACGUCAUUUGAUGCAACGUAAAUAUGUUCGCGUCAAUAAACUCUCCGUUCAGUCACUGCCAUUGACUUGUAACUAUAACCUUACGAUGUGGAAUAUCGUCAACUUGGCGAUACUUCUUUGUUACUUCAGCAGAAGCGUUGCAGCCUCGUUUUGUUAUCCAGACUACUGUCAAAACACGACGAGAUUAGCUCCCAUACACGGUUUCCAGUGUGUACUCACAAACGUUCAAAGGGGUGGAGAUUGUUCUAACCUCACCUUCGAAAGUAAGACCCAUGAAGCGCCUAAAGAUGAUACAACCAAAUUUAGUCUACGUACUUAUGUGUUCAAAAAACCUCUUCGAGGAUCUAUUCAAGAAGUCAAAGUUACUGCAUUUAAUUUAAGCAUUACCGAUGCAAAUUUUCACCGGUUAACCACAAUUUACCGAAGUUUGCUGGAUGAAAAUGAGUUGGCUUGUAGACGUAUAGACCUUUAUGGGAAUCAAACUGAUCCUGCUCCAAAAGAGUUAUACGUUUCCUGUCCGUUCUCAAAUGAUUCUUACGAAUCCCUUCCUUACAGACUAGAUUAUUUAGUGACUGGGAAAACAUACAACUAUAGCAAACAAUAUAUUUUCAAUGUACCUGUGCAUAAAUUUAUCGAAGAAGGCAUAAGCAUAAAAGAAUACACACCAUUUGUAUAUAUUGAUGUAUCUCAUGCGCCUCUUCACUUGUUACACAUUCAAUCAAUGCCAGAAUCAUAUAAUGUUACAAAAUACAGAAUUCGAUUGGUAAACAACAAUACGAGUUCGAUUAUUUUCUCAACGACAAGUGAACGAAAUAUCUCGUAUGACUUCACUGGACACACUGGUGUGUUUUAUUUUAAAGUCUCUGCUAUACAUCCACUUUGCGGCGAAAAUGAGUGCGCGAACAGUACAACGCCAUUCAUCAUUAUACAGAAACCGUCUCACCGUCUUCUCAUUAUGAUCAUCAGCACUGUAUGGAUACCGCCGGCGAUCCUUUGCGUGCUUUACCUCAUUUACAAAUUUUAUAGAAGGGGGCUGAAAGGGAGAAGAAAACCUAAUUGUUUGUUAGUUUAUUCACCGACGCGCCUAACACAUAUCAACGCGAUGAUCGAGCUGGCCAAAUAUUUGAGAAAUUCUAACGUUGCUGUGAUAGAUAUGGUCGAUGUCACGGAUACCACGAGAAAAGAUACCGAAGAUUGCUGCAGCAGUGCAUUCCGAAGCGCAGACGUUGUUCUUGUAGCAACUUCUCCGCCGCCUAAACAGCCUGCCGUGUCGUUCAUUUAUCGAGACAACGAUAAUUAUUUUUUAAGAUUAGUCAAAGAAAAUCAGUUCCAAAAAGGAAAGAGGUACUACAUCGUGCAAUUACCAUACUGCACGCAGAACGACGUGCCCGAGGAAACGAGGCACUUGAAGAGAUUCUGUUUGCCCAAAGAGCUACCCAAACUAGUGAAAGUUAUUCACAAAAUAAAAAAUUCGAGAAGGGUUACCGUGUGCGAUAAGGAAUUUUUAGAUAGCGUAAAGUUAGCGAAAUUGGAGAUACUCGGGGAAGACGCGAGUAUGACGAAAGAAACACGAGAAACCGAAAAUCUUCUAAUGUCGGAAAGCGAGCAAAUUUCAGACACACAGAAUUCCGUGGCGACGGUAUCCGAAGGUGGCGUCAUACCUCAAUCCUUCGCGACCAAUAUCGACGAGUUGAAUUUGCUCGGGGAGACCGGAGAGGGUGGAGAAUCGUUAAUUUAUAAAUCACCGUCGAGCAAUGACUGCACGUUCCGCGUCGACGAAUUAAACUUGUGAUUUUAUACUUUUCAGUACUUUUUUUGUUAACGUCCAAGAACAAAUUUAUCUUGCGUAAGACUGUUUUUAAAGAUGUAGAAUAUCUUAUACCUGUAUUGACUCAAUAAACGAGACAACUUUUCGUCGCUGUACAA
Messenger RNA from Hylaeus volcanicus, 2068 nucleotides. RefSeq lists its product as uncharacterized. The coding region runs from base 153 to 1934 and encodes 593 amino acids. NCBI's taxonomy places the organism in Eukaryota, Metazoa, Arthropoda, Insecta, Hymenoptera, Colletidae. The transcript is spliced from 9 exons. The record is from RefSeq and is a predicted model, not a curated record.